UCAGGACGUUGACGCGGGGGUUUUCUCUGGUCGGCCCCGCAAACCCUUCCCGGGUCUGUGAAAUUGUGCCUUUGGCCUCGCUGUGCCUGGGCGAGGAGCGCAGUAUUCCGCUCGCUGGUCGGCGCGGUUAUUGGCCUUGGUUCUCGGACUGACCGCCCUCACCUCCCUCCCGGCCUCUCCUCCGGGCCCAUCCUCGUCAGGGGCGCCUCGCGGCGGCGGCGGCGGCCCCCCAGACUCGGCCCAGGACAACCAGCGGCCCACCUCCGCUCCGGGCUCGGAUGGGAGGUGGCGGGAGGAGUGGCCUGGGAUGUUCAGUCUGAUGGCCAACUGCUGCAGCUGGUUCAAGCGGUGGCGGGAGCCCGUCAGAAAAGUGACUCUUGUGAUGGUGGGACUUGAUAAUGCUGGUAAAACGGCAACAGCAAAGGGAAUCCAAGGAGAGUAUCCUGAAGAUGUAGCACCUACCGUUGGAUUUUCCAAAAUUGACCUUAGACAAGGAAAGUUUGAAGUCACCAUCUUUGACCUGGGAGGUGGAAAAAGAAUUCGGGGAAUCUGGAAGAAUUACUAUGCUGAAUCUUUUGGGGUAAUAUUUGUUGUGGAUUCGAGUGAUGAAGAGAGAAUGGAAGAGACAAAACAGACAAUGUCAGAAGUGAUAAGACAUCCUAGGAUAUCGGGAAAGCCUAUAUUGGUGUUGGCAAAUAAACAAGAUAAGGAAGGGGCUUUAGGAGAAGCUGAUGUGAUUGAAUGCCUGUCUCUGGAAAAACUGGUCAAUGAGCACAAGUGCUUAUGUCAAAUAGAACCUUGUUCAGCAGUCUUGGGAUAUGGAAAGAAAAUUGACAAGUCCAUUAAAAAAGGCCUUUAUUGGCUGCUUCAUAUCAUUGCAAGAGACUUUGAUGCCUUAAAUGAGCGCAUCCAAAAAGACACAACAGAACAACGUGCUCUUGAGGAACAAGAGAACCGAGAGCGGGCUGAAAGAGUACGAAAAUUACGAGAAGAAAGAGAACAAAGAGAGCGAGAGCAGGCUGAACUCGAUGGAACCAGUGGUCUGGCUGAGUUGGACCCAGAACCAAUUAUUGUUAAUCCUUUCCAGCCGAUAGCAUCUGUAAUCAUUGAGAAUGAAAAAAAACUUGAAAGAGAGAAAAAGAGGCAAAAUGUGGAGGAAGACAGUGAUGGCUGUCCCCUGAAACAUAAAAUGGAGCGUGAGCAAAUAGAGACACAGAGCCAGAUCAGUGACAGUAGCCAAAAAAACAAUGAGUUCGGAAUAGUAGAAAAUUAUAAGGAGGCAUUAACACAGCAGUUGGAAAAUGAAGAUGAGACAGACCAGCAGUCAUCAGAAUCAGAUAACAGUAAAAAGAAAACUAAGAAACUAAGAAUGAAAAGGAGCCACCGUGUAGAACCUGUUAAUACAGAUGACUCUGCUCCUAAGAGUCCAACACCACCCCCACCUCCUCCUCCUGUUGGCUGGGGAACCCCCAAAGUCACUAGACUUCCAAAACUUGAGCCUCUUGGUGAAACACGUCAUAAUGACUUCUACGGGAAGCCACUGCCUCCCCUGGCUGUGCGACAGAGACCUAACAGUGAUUCUCACGACGUCAUAUCAUAACCAGCUCAUGUGGAUGCGCUCUGUUAAGGUCGGCAAGAUGAGCUGGAGGACCUUCUUUCUCAAAGGAGAAAAACCCUGAACAUCGAUGACUGGGGCAAGACAACUGUAGCAGUAUCAGUGAGCCAAAGACCUGACUGUUUUGAUAAUUACUUACCCAUGGUCUUCAUGGUUCAAAGAAAAAAAAGAAGCAAAAUGACCAGCAAAUGGGACAAGCAUUUGGACCAAGUUAGCAAAAAUUACUGUUGACUCUGAUUUAUACAUCCCCACUCAUGGGCAUAUUCCUGAAGGAAAAGCUGUUCAGAAAAAGAGCCAAUGGACUCUGUACACUUUCUUUACUAUUUGUUUAAUAGUCUUUAUUUCUGUAUCUUAAACAUUUGUAAGAUAUAUGUGCAUGGAAAGGGAAUUCUUAGGAAUUUAUAACCUAAAUUUUUAACUUUUUAUAUUUUUCUAAAACUUUGGUUUAAGAAUUUUAAUUACUAAGAUAUUGACUGUGCACUUUUCUAUAGAUGCUUUGUUUAAAUUGUGUCUGGAAAAUGGAGUUGAUUUACUUGACAGACAUGAGCUAUACAAACAGGAUAUAUUUAUAUGGUUUGAGGUAUGUUUUAUAAUAGUACUGUUCUUGAAAUAUACAUCCUAAUUUUACCUUAUUUUAAGAUAUCUUUUUAAAAUCUAUUCUCAUAUUUUUAUUUUACCAAAUUAUGUUA
Eubalaena glacialis (North Atlantic right whale) is the source of this 2304-nucleotide messenger RNA. It is a transcript of the gene ARL13B, whose product is annotated as ADP ribosylation factor like GTPase 13B. Gene Ontology annotation, molecular function: GTP binding; GTPase activity. Gene Ontology annotation, cellular component: non-motile cilium; ciliary membrane; motile cilium. The transcript has 10 exons. Bases 308 to 1600 code for a protein of 430 amino acids. Lineage: Eukaryota; Metazoa; Chordata; Mammalia; Artiodactyla; Balaenidae. The record is from RefSeq and is a predicted model, not a curated record. Gene Ontology annotation, biological process: receptor localization to non-motile cilium; non-motile cilium assembly.